AUGGUCAGAUCUCGGAAGGGCUCAACUGUACAACGGAGCAACCCAUUAGGACCAACGAACCUGCAAACUGGAAUACGAACCGACGACGAUGAUGAUGAAGAAGGCUAUAUUCAGACUCAGCAGCAGCAUCAAGCAGAAACAAACCAAACAGCAUCACUAGAAGAACCAUUACUGAAAUCUGAUAACCACCAAGCAUCACGCCAAAAGAAGAACGACCUCGAACCCUUUCCAACUUCCACCUUCCUGAUCUCCUCACUCAUCGCGCUAGGCCUAUUCCUACUCUUCUUCUGUCUAGCCCCAUCCAUCUCACCACUCUUCCCACGAGCGACUACCCCUCAUCUCUCAGCAACAACAACAACGACGGGCACUGCCACUGACCAAAGCAAUCCUCCAACUAGCUCCAAGAAACCUACCUCGAAAUUCGUAAAACCGUCUGCCCCACCCGGUAGUAUUACCGACAAUACAGACAACUGGGCUAAUCAAGGCGGUGGCUGGAAGGACUCAGACCCAGAUGCUGAGGACAAGAUCGCUGAAAUCGGAGCACCGCUAUUCAACGGGACCCAUCGAUUCAAAAAAACGGUGAUCAUCGUCUCCUUGGAUGGGUUCAGAGCAGAAUAUCUAGAGAGGGGUCUGACGCCGAGACUGACGACGAUCAGGGAGAAGCUCGGAAUCUCGGCGGACUACCUGGAGCCCCAAUUCCCGACGCUCACGUUCCCGAACCAUUGGUCGAUGCUCACAGGUCUUUACCCAGAGUCACAUGGGAUCGUUGCUAACGACUUCCGCGAUUCUAAACUGGGCAAAAGCUUUAGUAACAUCGAUCCUCAUAGAUCUUGGGACCCAGUCUGGUGGGGCGGCGAACCUAUCUGGGCGACCGCUACUAAACAUGGGAUCCGAACCGCUAUCUCGAUGUGGCCAGGUCCCCCUUAUACCAUCGACAAGACUCGUCCCACUUAUUGGCGUGCAUUCGAAGAUCGAUAUAAAUGGUGGAAGAAAAUACGGCAGCUCGAAAAUUGGCUAGACUUGCCAGUGAAAGAUCGACCGGAGUUGAUAGCCUUAUAUGUACCAGAUGUAGACCAGAUGGGUCAUCAAUACGGUCCGACGGCCGAGAAAUUCAACCAAUCCUUACAGAGCGUCGACCGUUUUGUAGGCGCACUCUACGACAGUCUACAGGCCCGGAAUCUAAGCGAGAUUAUCGAUGUGGUGAUGGUCGGCGAUCAUGGGAUGAUGGCAACGAGCGAUCAGAGAAUCGUUUAUCUCGACCAGGUCUUGGGUCACACUUACUUCAAUCAAAUUCAGUUCCAAGAUGGUUGGCCGGCUGCUGGUUUAAGGUUCCUUCCAGAGGUUGAUACUCGGCCUAUCUUGGAAAGAUUGAUCGAACAAUCCAAGAUCUUGCCUGGUUUUGAAGUCUACACACAUCAAACGAUGCCCCAACGAUGGCACUACACUGCCAACGACAGAAUUGCACCGAUCUACGUGUUUCCUAAACCCGGUUGGGUGAUUAGUAAUACUCAUGAACAUCAGGUGGUCAUGAAUGGAACGUAUGAUGUUAAAGGAGUUCAUGGAUACGAUAACGAAGAAGAGAGCAUGAGGUCGAUCUUCAUAGGAUAUGGACCAUUUGCAAAUACCAUUAAGAAUAAUCAACUCCGCUCGAUUCGACAAUCAACUACUCAUCCACUUGUCGUUGGCAGACUCCCCAAGUUCUCUAACUUGGAGAUCUUCAGCCUGAUAUCUAAGUUACUCGAUCUCGACCGAUUCAUCGACUUUAAUCAACGUAACUGUUCAAUCGGGUUUUGGAACCAAUACUUCUAAUGUUCCCCCUUUCUUUUUCUUUGCCUUUACUUAUUCAAUCAAACUAAAAAAAAACAUGAACUAUUUGACUGGCUUUCGUAACUAGCAGCUCCUCUAAUCUCCGGCUUCUUUUUGUUUUGUAAAUAUUGUAUACAUCAAUCUUUACGUUUCACUUUUUUUUGGUGUGAUCAGGAGGAAGCUUGUUUAUGUCGUUAUCGUCAACAUACAUGUAUGAGAUACCCUCCCCCCCCCCCCCCCCCAUCUUCAUCUUGAAUCAACUCUUCCUUCUCUGUAUCUUUGUAGAUCUUUCUCCUCACAAUUCUCUUGCUCUCUUUGUAUUGCAUAUUCAUGGCCGGUUAGUCGUCUCCGGUCGAGGAUAC
Puccinia graminis f. sp. tritici CRL 75-36-700-3 is the source of this 2168-nucleotide messenger RNA. RefSeq lists its product as uncharacterized. The record is from RefSeq and is a predicted model, not a curated record. Gene Ontology annotation, molecular function: nucleoside triphosphate diphosphatase activity; ribonucleoside triphosphate phosphatase activity. Lineage: Eukaryota; Fungi; Basidiomycota; Pucciniomycetes; Pucciniales; Pucciniaceae. The transcript has 7 exons. The coding region runs from base 1 to 1809 and encodes 602 amino acids. Gene Ontology annotation, biological process: nucleoside triphosphate metabolic process.